AUGUCUACAUUACCAGCAAUCAUAUCAAUAUCAUCGACGUCACGGUUAUCAUCAUCAACAUCAACAAGCACAACAGCAAUAGCAGGAUGGAUAAUCACAGGAAGCAUGAAUGUCGCACGAUAUUCUCAUACAGCAUCUAUAUCAGGAAAUGGGAAAUUAUUAGUUACUGGUGGAUAUAAUGAUAUUACUUCUCUCACUAGUGCUGAAUUAUAUGAUCCAACAACAGGUAGUUGGACAACUACAAGAAACAUGAGUUCUGCACGACAAGAUCAUAUAGCAUCUAUAUUAGGAAAUGGAAAAGUAUUAGUUACUGGUGGUGCUGAAUUAUAUGAUCCAACAACAGGAAGUUGGACAAUUACAGGAAACAUGAAUUCUGCACGACAAGAUCAUACAGCAUCUAUAUUAGGAAAUGGAAAAGUAUUAGUUACUGGUGGAUAUAAUGAUAUUACUUCUCUCAAUAGUGCUGAAUUAUAUGAUCCAACAAUAGGUAGUUGGACAAUUACAGGAAACAUGAGUGGUGUACGAUACGUUCAUACAGCAUGUAUAUUAGAAAAUGGAAAACUAUUAGUUACUGGUGGAGCUGACGAUGAUGGUUUUCUCAGUAGUGCUGAAUUAUAUGAUCUAACAACAGGUAGUUGGACAACUACAGGAAUCAUGAGUGUCGCACGAUAUACUCAUACAGCAUCCAUAUUAGGAAAUGGAGAAGUAUUAGUUACUGGUGGAUAUAAUGGUAAUAAUGCUCUUAAUAGUGCUGAACUUUAUUGA
Adineta steineri is the source of this 765-nucleotide messenger RNA. Lineage: Eukaryota; Metazoa; Rotifera; Eurotatoria; Adinetida; Adinetidae. The record is from the annotation of a GenBank genome assembly.